UAGGCGGGGCUUCCGCGGCUGCUGGUUCAUUAUGUGAGACUGACGUUCGGAAAUGACCCAUGUGUCUGACCUGCACCAAUACACGAUCACCGGAUCGCCUCGUCCAACUCCCGUAGUGCAUUUCUUUCAGUCUUUAUAGGUUAUUCACGACAUACCGGCGCGUGUCAUCCGAUCAUGUCUAAAGACACGGAGGCCAACAGCGAGGAGAUUAUGGAGUCAAAGGUGCUCUGGUACCCGGACUCGAAACGAAACACACAGAUGGACCGAUUCCGGACUCUAGUGAACCGGGACUUCGGGUUGAAUCUGGCUAACUAUAAUGACCUGUAUCAGUGGUCCGUGGACAGUUAUCCGGAGUUCUGGGCGCAGGUUUGGACUUUCUGUGGCAUCGCUUGCUCAAAGAUGUAUGAGGAGGUGGUUGAUGUUUCUAAAAGGAUAUCAGAUGCACCUGAGUGGUUUAAAGGCAGCAGACUGAAUUAUGCAGAGAACCUUCUCAAACACAAAGACCAGGACAAAGUGGCUCUCUAUGCUGCAACUGAGGCGAAUGAGGAGAUCGUCAAGGUGACUUUCGGAGAGCUGAGGCGUGAUGUCGCUCUCUUCGCUGCCGCCAUGAGGAAGAUGGGCAUCAAAACUGGAGACAGGGUCGUAGGAUAUCUGCCCAAUGGGAUUCAUGCUGUUGAGGCCAUGCUCGCUGCAGCAAGUAUCGGCGCCAUCUGGAGUUCAACCUCUCCAGAUUUUGGUGUCAAUGGAGUGCUGGACAGAAUUUCUCAGAUCCAGCCCAAGUUGAUGUUCUCAGUAGCAGCUGUUGUCUAUAACGGCAAGCAGCACGACCAUAUGGAGAAACUCCAGAACGUUGUUAAAGGUCUCCCUGACCUGAAGAAGGUUGUGGUCAUUCCAUACGUUCGCUCUCGACAAGAAACCGACCUCUCCAAGAUUCCCAACAGUGUGUUCCUGGAGGACUUUUUGGCCACAGGGAAAGAAGGGGAUCAGGACCCUCAGCUGGAGUUUGAGCAGCUUCCCUUCUCUCAUCCUCUCUUCAUCAUGUACUCUUCUGGCACCACAGGAGCUCCCAAGUGCAUGGUGCACUCUGCUGGGGGCACUCUCAUCCAACAUCUUAAAGAACACAUUCUCCAUGGCAACAUGACCUACAAUGAUGUCAUCAUAUAUUACACUACGACGGGCUGGAUGAUGUGGAACUGGCUUAUAUCCUCUUUAGCCGUUGGGGCUUCUGUGGUCCUGUACGACGGCUCUCCUCUUAUUCCCAGUGCCAAUGUGCUCUGGGACCUCGUAGACCGUUUGGGAAUCACAAUUUUUGGGACUGGAGCAAAAUGGCUUUCUGUUCUGGAGGAGAGAAAUCUGAAACCAGCAAACACACACAACCUGCAGACACUUCACACACUCCUGUCUACAGGAUCUCCACUGAAGCCCCAGAGCUACGAGUAUGUGUACAGCUGUAUUAAGAACAAUGUGCUGCUGGGAUCCAUAUCAGGUGGCACAGACAUCAUUUCAUGCUUCAUGGGUCAGAACAUGACGGUGCCCGUUUACAGAGGAGAAAUUCAGGCCCGAAAUCUGGGUAUGGCCGUGGAGUCCUGGAGCUGUGAAGGUAAGCCUGUUUGGGGAGAGAGUGGCGAACUGGUGUGUUUGAAGCCCAUCCCGUGCCAGCCCACUCAUUUCUGGAACGACGAGAAUGGCAGCAAAUACCACAAAGCCUAUUUUUCCACCUUCCCAGGAUUCUGGGCCCAUGGCGAUUACUGUAAGAUAAAUCCAAAAACGGGAGGAGUCGUCAUGCUGGGGCGAAGUGAUGGAACUUUAAAUCCUAAUGGUGUUCGGUUUGGGAGCUCCGAAAUUUAUAACAUUGUGGAAGCCUUCGAGGAAGUGUCCGACAGUCUUUGUGUCCCUCAGUACAACAGUGACGGAGAAGAGAGAGUGAUUCUGUUCUUAAAGAUGGGACCCAAUAAGACCUUCAGUGAAGAGCUGGUGGGGAAGAUCCGCAAGGCUAUCAGAGUAGCUCUUUCUGCCCGACAUGUCCCAGCAUUGAUCCUGGAAACCAAAGACAUCCCGUACACUAUUAGCGGAAAGAAGGUUGAAGUUGCAGUAAAGCAGGUGGUCGCAGGUAAGGAAGUCACUCAGCGAGGGGCCUUCUCAAACCCAGACUCUUUGGACCUCUACAAGAACCUGCCUGAACUCCAAAACUUCUGAACAACAACUCCUGAAGGUCCAGUGCUUCUGUCUUUGAAGGGUUCGGAUUCUCUGGACAAUGCUGGAAAAUCUGAAGGAAUAGAGCUUUCAAACAUCAAGGUUUUCUGCACGUUGCGGCUCCUACUCAAAUUCAGCUAGCCACUGUACCAAUGGAGUGAGUCUGUACACACCAUACUUCCUCAAAAGUGUAACUGGGUUGCUCUUGGGUAGAAAGUUGAGAGUGCCAUUUUAUGAAAUUCCAGCUUGGAUCUUAAAGGGACAUUUUAUCUGCUUCUGUCAUUGCGUCCACCAAGCGUUAUUCCCAAGACAUGACAAACAAUUCCCAAAUCUGUUAUCUUAAUUUACCGUAAAUGUCAGUCCCAUAUUUUACCUCUCGUAUUUCGAUACAAUGUCACUUUAACCUUAAUGAAGGUGUAUGGAAAUCUGGCCAUGUAUGUUUUGAGGCUAUAAAAUGACACUUAAUGCUCAUAUGUCUAUAUGAGUCAUAUACAGUGAUAUGUUACUGAAUGUUCUGGAUUUAAGGUUAAACCAUUAAACCAACUGUUUGCUGGAAACUCAAAGUAUUUUCCCCGCUGGUACCUGAAUUACAAAAUGUUUUUCCCUCAAAAGCCUGACUUCCUGUCUGGAAACUAGGCCAUAUUUGUAUUUUUGAACGAUAUCCUAUCAGUAAAUAGUGAUUCAUCACAUCUGCUGUAUUUGUAUAGUAUAUUAUACUGUCCAGAACUACACUCUGUUGUCCACUGAGUGUAGAUUUGAAUUUAAGCUUAUGUAGCUCUCUGGCCAAAAAGAGUUCUGUAUAUUUUUACAUAUAAACUGUAUAUAUUUGAUUCUGCAUGUUGUGUGCAACAUUAGAUGCCGCCUUCACAAUGACUCUAUUUGGUCUCUCUUUCGGUAUGCCUUAUAUCAAGUUGCGAAAUGUUUUCAUCAACAACUGAAGCUCAUCUUGAUUCUCUGAUCCAUUCUUUGGUACAGUAUAUAGCUUUAUCUUUGUCAUCCCCAAACACAUCUAACAAUCUAUUUCAUCAUAUCAGCACAUCCAGGGACUGUCACUGUAGGCAUUUCCCACGAGAAACUCCUCCAUCACGUUCCAAUUCAAUAAACGUUGUAAAAGUUGCGUUUGUUUGUUGUUUGAGGUUUUGAAAGUCAGCAAGACCAUUUCAAUGACAUGAUAUCCGGAUAACCUCAUAAUAUUACGUUUUUAGAACAUAAGGUUUAAUAGUAAAGGGAAGAAUUCGGGGCAGUCCAUAUGUGUGAGUUGUAAACAAGAAACGCAACAAAAAAUAGAAAAUAUUGAUUUAUCUUGGAUAAGAAUCAAGCUGUUAGACGUGUACUGAUGAUGCAUUUAUACUUGCUUUGCAGCAUAUCACAGAGACAUUUAUCAACACAUUUCACAAAAGCUGUGAACAAGCCACCAUCCAGAAAAUACUUUUUUGGUGAUACCGAGAGGGGAUAUGCUACAAACGCUCACAACAAAAGCCAGAAAAUGUCCCGCGCUUUUAAAAUAAUUUAAAAAUCAUGUUCUAGUAAUGUUAUUUCAGCAGUUGUUUACAACAGAGAGCAGUAUUGAUGUCUUUUUUCUUUCCUUUCAGGCAAGUUUUUGGGCUGCAAGGCGUCUUGUUGUAAACAUGGGUCUAUUUAGUUCAGGUAACGUGAUCUGGGUUUACUACAUGUUUAACCUGUGAGUAAAUCCAUUUGACCUCAGUGAGGACCCCUAACUUGUUUUCCUUAAAGAAACUAUGCACUACAGACUUAAACCAUGUUUUUUAUAUGUGAUCGCUGUAGUGUGGCUAGACGUAAUGAAACUCAAAAGGGUGGCCUGGCCCUUUAAGAGGCUUCCAAAUUGAAAUCAUUUGGUAUAGGGGUGCAGAUGGCAAGCAGUUGUGCAGAUUGCUUGAAUUAAAUCAGUCCUUAUUUCCGCCUCAGACAAGCAGGGACGGGUCUGUUUCACCUCAUGCCCACCCUUGUGCCACCAUAUGCCCCAUAUCUGCUCAGUGUUGCUGACAGAACUUUUCUGGUCUGGGACUGUGGACAUUAGGAAAGCUACCAAAUCCUUAUUUAUUGAUCGUCAACUGUGGAUUUUGCUGUACGUUGUCGCUUGUCACAAACAUUUUUGUCCCCCAACGUUCAUUAACAUUCCAUGGAAAUUGAUUCUAUUGUAUUACGGUGUUGUUUUAUUUUCCUUUUUGAUAUAUGGAAACAGAAAUACUGGAAAUAAUUUUUCUUGAUGUAUUGUAUUACAAUAAAUGUAUUUGAUGUACUACUAGUAAAUGAAAGGUGCUUCCUUCUCAGUGGCUAUCGUAAUAUUCCUGCUUUGAAAUAAUAUUACUGUACUUGCUGAAUGUGAAUAAUGAUUACUAAAAUAGUUGAGAAUAUAUUUGUUAUGAAUAUAUUAUGCCUAUAUACUGUAUAUCAAUGGACCGACCGCUUCAGUUAUAUCCACUGGCAGUAUAGAUGCAUUUCGUGUAUAAAGAUGCUUACUGUAGUACUAAUUAAACAACUAAGAAUUUA
Pimephales promelas (fathead minnow) is the source of this 4704-nucleotide messenger RNA. RefSeq names its product acetoacetyl-CoA synthetase (gene aacs). Gene Ontology annotation, biological process: positive regulation of insulin secretion; lipid metabolic process. Lineage: Eukaryota; Metazoa; Chordata; Actinopteri; Cypriniformes; Leuciscidae. Gene Ontology annotation, molecular function: acetoacetate-CoA ligase activity. The record is from RefSeq and is a predicted model, not a curated record.